Molecule: messenger RNA, 1704 nt
Organism: Physcomitrium patens
Lineage: Eukaryota; Viridiplantae; Streptophyta; Bryopsida; Funariales; Funariaceae
Source: RefSeq, a predicted model, not a curated record
AAUCCCUGCCUUUGUCAUUGCUGGCUGCGCCUUCUCUCCCCUUAUCUCUUAGCUCUUCUCUCCUAUACUUGACUUCUCUGGAUCGAUUUACGCACGUGUGCAGAGUACAGUUCAUUGUUCAAAUUGUCCGCUUAUUUGUUUAUUUUCCUUAUCUAGAUUUCAAGUUGUGGUUUACAAUCUUAGUAGCUGACUCGUCUAGUUUACUGGUCAUAUGCGGAGAUACUGUCGUGGAAAAGUGACCAAGAUUGUGAAGAAAUUGGUGCGCGAGUGGAUAUCUGAACAUCCAGGUUGAGUCCGUUUACUUCUGUGUAUUAUAGUGCUGUCGCCGCCGUGACGGAGGACAGCGAUUUCGGUGGAAGCGUGCCACAUUACAUUGCUGGCCAUGACGAGUGGCAAGAUAGAUGCAGACAGUUCAAUGCACUUCGGCAUUCGGAAGCGGGAAAUUGGUAGUGGUUGGACAUCCGCACUCAGAGUGAGCAAGGGCUCUCAUCGGGUUAGGAAACCGUCCUUGCCUCUACCACAAGCGUAGUACCCACCUCCGAUCAUCAUACACACCUAUUCCCCUGAAGUGAUUCACUCCAAGCCAGAUGAUUUCAUGUCGUUGGUUCAGAAGCUGACUGGUUCCAGCGACACCAGGUUGCGACUGAAGAGAUCACCGUGUGAGAAUGACAAGCCCGUCGCUCUGAAGGAUGCCUCCACUAAUCUCGAGCGGCAACGAUCACUUGCGAUGAACGGUAGUGGAUCGGCGUCCAGUUCGGAUGAUUCGGCUCUAUUAGUUGUUGGAUCCAGUCGUAGUCGGAAAGGAAUUAAGCAGUCCGCUUCUCCGAAGAGUCCCCUGGACUCACCUUUUGGAUUCGACCACAGCAAGACUGCAUUUCCUAACCUCAACAUCCCAUUGCUCCCCAACACUCAGGUGAAGACAGAGCCAGUUUUCUCAUUCAAUGACAACGAAUUCUUCAACGUUAUGGCAGACUUCAUGCACCAAUCAUCUGCUCCGAGGACCGCAACGAUGCCGCUCUCAGGUAGACCUCCAGUUCAGGAAAUGGGGGCUCCCUUCAACACUACCUCACUACAGUUACCGGAUUUCCUCUCUACCAAUCUCGUGCCUAGUGUGGCUGAUCCCUCACCAGGGUUGUCCCAAUCUUAUCUCGACUGCCUCACUGCUCCUGCAUCUUCUUACCAGAUGCCCUAUCAGUGUCAACGAUACUCGGGGGAGUAUUUGCCAUUUCCGGAUGUUUCUACCAUAUCGUCUCUCGAAAACAUCCAAGCCUUUAUGUUGUCAUGAAUCUAUGGACAGGAGCUUGGAAUGAACAUUAUCUCGAAAUAUCAAAAUCCCUUAGCUCACCACUGCAGAAAUGGAACACGAAUCUUGACGCAAUUCAUCUUAAGGUGAAGGGUCGCCAAUCGUGGUGAUGGUGGUGAUCAGCAUCAGAGGUUUCAAGCGAAUGCCAAAAAUUUUGAUGGAGUUAUCAACCUUGUAACAUAGAAUCAGGAGUGUACCAUAAACUAGAUGUGUGAUUCCGACAUAGGAUACCUGGAACUGUGCAUGGUAGACACAGGUAGAAGGAUGCUAAUCAGUAUUCACUAGUGUUGAUAAGUAGGGCGAACUUUCGACAAUGUACAGUUAGUAACAUUUAGCUCAACUGAAGAAGUUUAUACGAACAUGUGUAGUGUUCAUCGCUGUAAGAAAGCUUCGCUUUUCGA